Molecule: messenger RNA, 1566 nt
Organism: Aplysia californica (California sea hare)
Lineage: Eukaryota; Metazoa; Mollusca; Gastropoda; Aplysiida; Aplysiidae
Product: solute carrier family 2, facilitated glucose transporter member 1
Biological process (GO): monosaccharide transmembrane transport
Cellular component (GO): membrane
Molecular function (GO): hexose transmembrane transporter activity
Source: RefSeq, a predicted model, not a curated record
GAAGGAUGGCCCCCGAAGCUACUGUUCGUCAUAGCCGCCGUUUUCAGCAUGAGCAUUGGGAUGACCUACAUCAUUGGCGAAAUCAACUCUCCUGCUGAUCUGAUUACUGACUUCAUGAACACGACCCAAAUAGAGAGGACAGGAGAGCCGAUGACCAGGUCUGACGUGGACAGUAUGUUCGGCCUUCUGGCGGCCAUUCUCGGCCCAGGGGUCAUCGUUGGAGGCAUCACUAUCUCCCUCAUCGGCGACAGAAUCGGGAAGAAGCCAGUGAUCUUGAUGACAACAGUUCUUGGCUCAGCCGCUGUACUCAUCAUGGGCCUGUCGAAACCGGCCAAGUCAACUGAGAUGUUGUAUGUUGGACGUUUCUUGGGUGGCUUCGUGUUAGGCUUCAGUGUCAUAGGCCCAUCCUAUGUGGCAGAACUCUGUCAGCCCCAUCAGCGUGCUGUUAUAGGAAUGAUCAAUAUGAUCCUUCAGGGCUUCGGCUUCAUCAUCAGUCAGGUGUUGGCCUAUGAGGAGCUCUUGGGAACAAAAGAGCUCUGGCCUUACUUGUUGGCAUUCCCGGCUAUCGUGUACACCAUCACCGGGCUGUUUUUUGCCACGUGUCCAGAGAGUCCUCGGUAUCUGCUCAUGAACAAAAAGGACGAGGAAGGAGCUGCGAAAGCUCUACGUUGGCUCCGAGGCAAGACAGAUGUCACAGAAGAUAUCAAAGAACUUUAUGAAGAAGCAGAAGAGUCCAAAGUUGCAGCUCAGAUAUCCGUGCUGGACCUGUUCAGGACACCGCUCUUACGAAGACCUACGCUUGUGAUGAUCGUAAUUGGGAUUCACCAGAACUGGAGCGGUACCAAUGGGAUCCUUUUGUUUUCCAACUCUAUGUUCAGAGACGCCGGAUUUGUGGGGAAAGAGGCGAAAUACGCCACCUCUGGCAUCGGUUUGGCCCUCUUAGCAGGAAACAUAAUCGCUGUUUUCUGCCUACCUAGGUUUGGGCGAAAGAAAGUGCUCAUUAGUGCCACCGCUGUGAUGGGGGUUUUGUGUGCAGUCGUGGCCCUCACCCUUGUUUUCAAGUUUGCAUCUUCUGGAUACUUCCGAACGAGAUAUUUCCGCACAGUGCCCGUGGACCUGGGUUUAUUGUGGCAAAUACCAUCGCUUUCACAGGCUUUUUCAUUCACGCCUACGUCUUCCCUGCUCUACUUGACCUGAUGGGAUCCUACACGUUCUUUCUCUACACCGUCCUGAACGCCUUGAUGAUUGUCUUCUGUGUGUUCCUCAUGCCGGAGACGAUGGGCAAAAGCUUCCCAGAGAUUGCCAAGUCCUGGUCCAAGACCCCGCCCCCUGAAGACUUGAUGGAACCCACCCAUCAUCAAAACAAACAUGAUUUUGAAUUCGAGAUACCAGAGCCAAGCGAGAAGAACAAGGAAGGGGGGAAACUGAAUUUGGGAUAUGGUGAAUCUCCGAAAAGUUCUAAUAUUAUGUAUGAUAACAAUAAAGACAGUCUUCCAAAAAACGCUGAUACCGAUAGGGCAACGACUCCUUUCUAAAUAUGAUACUGUACAUAAUGUAAUAUAAUAU